Molecule: messenger RNA, 348 nt
Organism: Suillus subaureus
Lineage: Eukaryota; Fungi; Basidiomycota; Agaricomycetes; Boletales; Suillaceae
Exons: 3
Coding region: 1-348 (115 amino acids)
Source: RefSeq, a predicted model, not a curated record
AUGUCUUACUAUACUCUCUGGAUGCUGCAUGUGCCCUCUCAUCAGUGGGUUAUUAUAUUGAUUUCUGCAUUACCUCCACUCAAAGCCUGCCUUGGUUGCAUUUUCAUGGUCCUAGGGACUUCCCUCAACUUUCUGCUCACUCAUGCAUUUUAUUCUGUUCUAUUCUUCUAUUCCUCUCCUGCUCUCAAUUUUCUCCCUCAGCUUCCAGUACCCUUUUCAGUUGAUUUCUCGUUAUCUAGCAAUAUUCUUAUUCAUUCUGGUCUUGGAUAUCUUCCCUAUCUUUGUGUUGAACACUUUUUGAACACUUCAUUUGACUUUGGCCUGGGAUCUCUCUCUAUGGAUAUCUAG